This is a messenger RNA of Orussus abietinus, 10214 nucleotides long. It is a transcript of the gene zfh2, whose product is annotated as zinc finger homeobox protein 4. Gene Ontology annotation, cellular component: nucleus. The transcript is spliced from 5 exons. Lineage: Eukaryota; Metazoa; Arthropoda; Insecta; Hymenoptera; Orussidae. Bases 1 to 9930 code for a protein of 3309 amino acids. The record is from RefSeq and is a predicted model, not a curated record. Gene Ontology annotation, molecular function: zinc ion binding; RNA polymerase II cis-regulatory region sequence-specific DNA binding; DNA-binding transcription factor activity, RNA polymerase II-specific. Gene Ontology annotation, biological process: regulation of transcription by RNA polymerase II.
AUGCCCUCCAGUGAGCCCCAUCCCCCCCAGUACCACCUUCAGCACCACGGCAUCCCCCCGUCGCACCUGCAGCAGCACGCGUCGGCGAUCGGGCAGCACCAGCUCUACCAGCAGCUGGUGGCGGCCCAUCACCAUCAGCAGCAGCACCAGCAGCAUCAGCAGCAUCAGCACGGCGGGCCCUACCAGAGCCCUGGGUACGCGCAGAAGCAGGAGAUGAGCCCGGAGGAGGAGGGGGGCCGAGGGGGCGGGUCCCCGCCGGCGGCCGGGGCAGCCCUGCACCAGCCCCACCACCCGCGCACGGCGAGUCCCCCCUCGGGCACGGAGCCGUGCACCCGGGACGCGGUGCCGACCCCCACACCCAUCGCGGACACCACCACCGCGACGAGCGCCGCGACCGUCGCCACCCUGAGCAUGCCGGGGCACCAGCAGCAGCCGCAGCAACAGCCGCCGCCGGCGGCGCAGCAGCAGCAGCGGGCCGUAAGCCCCAGCCCAAGCCCGACCGGGGGGGACGUCGAGAAGUUCGACGGGAAGAUCGUCUACAACCCCGACGGCUCGGCCUACAUCAUCGAGGGUGAGAGCGAGCUGAGCGAGGACGACUCCCUGCCGGACGGGUGCAUCGUGGACGGCCGGGGGGUCUCGGUGCCCCACUCGCUGGUCUUCCCUCAGAUCGCGAGCGCGUACUACGUCUCGAGGCUCUACGCCCACCAGGCGUAUCACCAGCAGCAGCAGCAGCAACAGCAGCAGCAGCGCUCGGCCGUGGCCCAACGGCACAACCCCGACCUGCCGGUGAUGCACAGCUACCGGGUGAUAAGCUACCGCAGCGCCGAGGGCUCCAAGCAGCCGCCCCCGCCGCCCGCGGCGCCUCCGCCGCCUGCCGCCUCGGUGCCCGUCAAGCCUAUCCUCAUGUGCUUCAUCUGCAAGCUGAGCUUCGGCUACGCCAAGAGCUUCGUCGCUCAUGCCCAGGGCGAGCAUCAGCUCACGCUCAUGGAGGACGAGCGGCAGGUGCUGUCGCAUUCGACGGCCUCCGCCAUCAUCCAGGAGGUCGGGAGGGGCAAGCAGCCCCUGGUCAGUUUCCUAGAGCCGGUAGCAAGUUCCACGUGCCCGCAGACCUCGCCGGUGCAGCUGCAGGAGCACCAACCCCAGCAGCAGCCGCAGCAGCCGCAGCAGAGGGGGGUCGAAAGCAGCGAACACGAAGCGCCGACCACCACCGGCACCCCGGUUAGCACCCCCGGAGUGCCGAGUAGUCCUCAGCAGUCCCAGCAGCAGCAACCGCAACAGAGGCCCUCCCCGGGGACGCCCACCACCCCCACGUCGCACUCGAACCACCCUCUGGCCUACAACCAUCAGCAGCAGCACCAGUGGGCCGGGGCGCAGGUCAGCGCAGCCUCCUGGGCCAAGGCCCCGGAUGCAGGAGCUGGACUGCACUACGCGUCGCCCCCGCCACCCUCGACGAAGGGCUCGCCCUCCUCCUAUGCCGCGCUGACCCAGCAACCUCCCAAUUUCCUGACGGGCACCACGAUAGGCGUGUGUCCCGAGCACAUGCAGGGUCGACCCAGCGGGGUUGAGUGCCCCAAGUGCGAACUCAUCCUCGCCAGCAGCAGACUAGCCGGACCCGGUGGACCCCUCGCCGGGAUCCACAGUAGGAACUCCUGCAAGACCCUCAAGUGUCCCAAGUGCAACUGGCACUACAAGUACCAGGAGACGCUGGAGAUCCACAUGAAGGAGAAGCACCCCGAAAGCGAGACCUCGUGCAUCUACUGCAUCGCCGGGCAUCCACACCCCAGGUUAGCGCGCGGAGAGACCUACACCUGCGGCUACAAGCCGUACAGGUGCGAGGUCUGCAACUACUCGACGACGACCAAGGGGAACCUCAGCAUCCACAUGCAGAGCGACAAGCACCUGAACAACAUGCAGGAGUUGCAGCAGGGCGGGGGUGGAGCGGGCGCGGGGGGCGCUGGAGCUGGGGGAGGCAGCAGCAAUCCGUCCUCCUCCCAGGAUGCACCCAUGCCCACUCGCAGUCCCCAUCACCAACAGAACCACAGUCCGCACCUGGCUCCAGGUCAGGCCGGCGGCCAGGGCAAGCCCAAGCCCACCUUCCGCUGCGACGUCUGUAACUACGAGACCAACGUCGCCAGGAACCUAAGGAUACACAUGACCAGCGAGAAGCACACGCACAACAUGCUCGUGCUCCAGCAGAACGUGAAGCACAUGCAGACCCUGUCGGCGCUGCAGUCCCACCACCAGCAGGCGCAGCAGCACCACCACCAACAACAGCAACACCAGCAGCAGCUCGAGCAGUUGUUGCACCUCGGAGGCCUGGACAAGCCCCAGCACGCCGAGGCCGCCCUCGCCGACAUGGCCUACAACCAGGCCCUGCUGAUCCAGAUGAUGACCGGCGGUCAGCUGCCGCCCCAGUUGCCUCCGGAGCUGAUGGGCGGCAUGGCCGGGAUGGGCGCCAUGAGCGGCUUGGGGGCCGAUGUUGGCCUCUCCCCCGACAGCAUGGAGCCUCCACCCGAACCCGCCGACCCCGACCCGUCGAACCUCUACCACUGCUGCGUCUGCAACAACUUCGGCACCGACUCCCUGGAGGCCCUUGGUCACCAUCUCACCGCCGACCGGACGCGCACCCGCGAGGGCGAGAUACUCGCCCUGGUGGCCGGGCACUUCGUCUGCAAGCUCUGCUCCUACAAGACCAACCUUAAGGCCAACUUCCAGCUCCACUGCAAGACCGACAAGCACCUGCAGCGGCUGCAGCACGUCAACCACGUCAAAGAGGGCGGGCCCAGGAACGAGUGGAAGCUCAAGUACCUGGCCUCGCCGACCAGCGCGGCCCAGUUGCGCUGUCAUGCCUGCGACUACUACACCAACAGUGCCCACAAGCUCGCCCUCCACGCUGCCUCCCCCCGGCACGAGGCCGCCGCGCUUCUGCUGAGGCAUCUCCUCGAGGCGGGGGCGAACGCCCCCGCGACCGGCAAGCUCUACCACUGCGCGCUCUGCGGCUUCAGCGCCAGACACCGGCUGCCCCUGCUCCAGCACGUCAGGUCGCUCAGGCACCUGCAGAUGGAGCAGCUUCACCAGCUCCAUCGGCGCACCGGCAUCCAGGGCAACGAGACGCCCCACACCGACAUAGGCGACGUCUUCCAGGUCGUCCCCGACCCCGACGUGCCACCCUCCAGGCAACCCAGCCCCGUCACUCCCACCACCCCCAACGCCGCCUGCGUUAACAACGAGCGGCGCGAGGAGGGCAGCGAUUGCGGCAGCGAGGUCAAGCAGGAACCCGAGACGGACCAGGACCAGGACCAGGAACAGGAGCUGGAGCAGGCAGGGGAGGUGAGCUGCCCCUACUGCACGUAUCAGCCAACUUCCCGAGAGGAACUGCGCCAGCACCUGCAGGUGGCGCACGUGCAGGACGCCUCCGAGGAGAAGCCAGAACUGCCGAAGGAGGAGCCAGCUCCGGAGCUGUUGUGUCCGCUCUGUCAGGACAGCUUUAGGGAACGCUCGGCCUUGGAGAAGCACGUGAUGCAGAUCCACUCGGUGAACGCGGACGGCCUACAGCGACUGCUACUCCUGGUGGACCAGAGCCACUGGCUGAACAACAACCCUCGAGGUGCCUCUACCCCUGCGUCCGCAACCCCAACGUCGCCGACCACGACGACGUCGAACCAGCAGCAGCAGGAAGAGGAGUCCGGGGAGAGGGCCGAAGAACUAGAAGAGCUGAGCAGGUGCACCGUCUGCGGGAGGGUCUGCCGUUCGCUGGAGGAGCUGCAGCAGCAUCACCGAGAGUCGCACCCCGCGACGACGCCUACCCUGGCGGUCAGCGAGAAACACGUCUACAAGUACCGGUGCGGCCAGUGCAGUCUGGCCUUCAAGACCCUGGAGAAGCUGCAGCAGCACUCGCAGUACCACGCCAUCAGGGACGCGACCAAGUGCGCGCUCUGCGGGAGGUCUUUCCGCUCGGUGCAGGCGUUGCAGCGUCACCUGGAGUCGGCGCACGGGGACCUCCAGGAGGACGAGCUGGCCCAGUACAAGCAGAGCCUUCUUCAUGCCCAUCCGCUUCUUCAGGCUCUCACCGAAGAGGCUCUUAGAAGGCAGAGUGGUUUCCUGGGGGAACAGACUGCGGAGGAGGAGGCCCGGGCGGACGAGGAGGAGAGCGACGCCAGCGACUCGUCGCCCCUGCACAAGGAGCAGCGCCUGCUCGAGGACUACCUCAACAGUCAGCCUGUCGCCGAGGACUCUUAUCACGAUCCUGGGAGGAAGUUCAAAUGCCACCGGUGUAAAGUCGCGUUCACGCGACAGAGCUACCUAACCGGCCACAACAAGACCCUGUUGCACCGCAAGGGCGAGAAGAUGACCUACCCCAUGGAGAAGUACCUGGACCCGAACCGGCCCUACAAAUGUGACGUGUGCAAAGAGAGCUUCACCCAGAAGAACAUCCUCCUGGUGCACUACAACAGCGUGAGCCAUUUACACAAGCUGAAGCGUGCCAUGCAAGAGCAGGGCAACAACAACACGCUGAUCUCGGUGGUGCCACCCGCGAGCCCGACCGAGUCGCCAGAUUCCCAGCAGGACCAGGACAAGAAACCAUACAAGUGCAACAUCUGCAAGGUCGCCUACUCCCAGGGGAGCACUCUGGACAUCCACAUGAGGAGCGUGCUGCACCAGACUAGGUCCAGCAAGCUGCCCGACCUGGCGGCAAGUGGCCAGCUGGAUCUGGGGAGACCUCUCAUAGAACAGCCUCCACCCUCCAGUCCCAGCAGCCCACCCUGCUCCGGGAACUCGGGUACCGGCUCCGGGAACAUGCUCUCCUGCUCGCGGUGCAGCGCGCUCUUCGUCAACCAGGAGCAGCUGGCGACGCACCAACAGCUCUACUGCAUCUUCAGCAACCCGCUGGCGCUGUUCCAGCAGCUUGCCGCGUCCCAGCAGAUGGCCGCGACGGCGCCCAGCACGAAGAGCCCACCACCGGUGUCCACGACCCCCGGGCCCCAGACGCAGCAAGACAUCCUCUCGCAGCCCCGACACAAGACCUCGCAAAUGUACAAGCACCUGCUCGAGAGCUUCGGCUUCGACCUGGUGAUGCAGUUCAACGAGAACCACCAAAGAAGGCAGCGGAAGGAAGAGGAGGCGGCCGCAGCCUACCAGGCCCAGCAAGAGGCCCAGAAGCAGGAGCUGCAGAAGCAAGCCCUGGCGGCGCAGGCCGCCCAGGAGCGCGAGGACGAGGCCGAGGAACACGCCGACGAGGACGGGAUUCCCGAAUUGACCAGGAGCACCUGUCAGCACUGUAAUAAAGAAUUUAGUAGCGUUUGGGUCUUGAAGGCCCAUUGCGAGGAAGUGCAUCGGGAUCUCGUCCCGAGGGAGUUCCUGGAGAAAUACGCCCAACAGUUUAAAUGCGAAUACGAGAAGAAGAGCGUUGUUGUUACAGCUGCGACCUCGUCCUCAACGACCACGGGACCGAGGAGCUCGACACCCGCCGGCUCGGCCCAGCCGCAGGACCUUAGCCCCGAUAAGGAGCCGCGAGACAAGGAAAAGGAGGAGAACGGGGAGACUGGCAAGGAAAGGACCAGGACCCCGGAAGCCACCUCCACCACGCCGACCACGACACCGGCCCUCAGCAACACGCCCGUCUCCAGCACCGAGUCUACCACGCCCACUGCCCCCGCGGCCAAUCCGCAACACCACGUCUCGCAGCAGCAGCAACAGCACCAGCAACACCAACACCAGCAGCACGCACAGAUGACCCUCGCCCAGCAGAUGUCGGAGAUGCAGGCCGCCCUUAACGCCAUGGCCGCCUCGCAGCUGCAGCAGCAACUCCAGCAGUACCCUGGACUUAUGAUGGGUAUGAUGGGUUUGCCGCUGGGACUGAACGUUCCUGCUCUGGCCGCGAUGAACCUGCAGCCACCACUCGUUCCUAUGAUGCUCCCACCGCCACCCUACGACGGAGCUGCCGCGGCAUAUCCUCCCAUCAACGCCCAGGCGGACCUCCUAGCCAAGCAACACCUUGCCCUCCAGCAACAACAGGCGGCUGCGGCGAACGCCGCGGCGUCCCAGAAGCGAGCAAGGACCCGGAUAACGGACGAGCAGCUGAAGAUCCUUCGGGCCCACUUCGACAUCAACAACUCCCCGGGCGAGGAGCAGAUCCAGGACAUGGCAGCACAAAGUGGCCUACCGCCAAAGGUCAUCAAGCACUGGUUCCGGAACACCCUGUUCAAGGAGCGGCAGCGCAACAAGGACAGCCCCUACAACUUCAACAAUCCACCGAGCACGACGCUUAACCUGGAGGAGUACGAAAAAACGGGCGAGGCAAAGGUGACUCCCCUAAAUUCGAGCGUCUCUGGUGGGAGCUCUUCGGAUGAUAAGAGCCCCAACAAGCAGGCGUCGCCGCCGCCGUCGAUUGGGAGCGUCACCACGACCCAGCCCACCGAGGUCAAGCAAGAAAUCCCGGAACCGCCACUAGGUCACCAGCCCCAGCAGCAAACGCAACUCCAACAGCAUCAGCAGCACCAGGAAGAAGCCCAGCACCACUCGCCAGGAAGCUCUGGAGGUCAACAGUCCAGGCCGCACUCUCCAGCUCUUAGCAUGAGUUCGGUAUUUUCUGGCCUCCACCACGAGGUCUCUGCACACGGGCCCACCACCACCAGCGCUCCGUCAACCCCGAUGCUGCCCCCGAAGAUGGCUCCGCAGAAUUUCGCUAGCCCCACUCCGGGACCAGGAGGAGUGGUCCCGGCAGCCAUCUCAGCCAUGGCCCUGACCCCUCAAAGGUCUCUCAGCCCAGGUAGGGGACCUGCGGACUAUUCCUUCGGUGCCAACAGCAACGGCAGCAACUCCUCUGGCGGCAGCUCGGGUAAGCGGGCGAACCGCACCAGGUUCACCGACUACCAGAUCAAGGUGCUGCAGGAGUUCUUCGAGAACAACGCCUAUCCGAAGGACGACGACCUGGAGUACCUGAGCAAGCUGCUGGGCCUGAGUCCCAGGGUGAUCGUGGUGUGGUUUCAAAACGCUAGGCAGAAGGCCAGGAAGGUCUACGAGAACCAACCAGCAGCGGAGCCGGUGACACCCGGGGGACGCGAGGGGGACGACGGCUCUGGGCGGUUCCAGAGGACCCCGGGACUGAACUACCAAUGCAAAAAGUGCCUGCUGGUGUUCCAGAGGUAUUACGAGCUGAUUCGCCAUCAGAAAACCCAUUGCUUUAAGGAGGAGGAUGCCAAGAGGAGCGCCCAAGCCCAGGCGGCCGCGGCCCAGGUUGCUGCGGUGCUCAGCUCGGAAGACAGCAACAGCAGCUCCACGACCACGACGAACGUGGUCCCGAACAACCCGCCCAAUGCUCCAGCUCUCGCCGAGCAACUACAGCAGCCCCUGAACACCGCGACGCCGCCCCACCAUCAGCAAUUAGCCCAGCAGUCUCACCAGGCACAGCAGCCUCAGCAACAAGGCCCCACCGAGGCAAAGGAGGGUAGCUUCCAGUGCGACAAGUGCAACUUGAUGUUCGGCAGGUUCGAGCUCUGGCGCGAACACCAGCUGGUACAUAUCAUGAACCCAUCCCUGUUCCCGCCCGCGUACCCGCCGGAUUCGCCCUUCGGGAUCCUCCAGCAACAGGCUCUGAACGCAACCAGCGGCGUCGCUGCCGAUGCCGCCCAUCCCCUAAUCGCCAUGAUGCAGGACCGGAAGAGGAAGUACGAGGACUUCGAGGAGGGCACCGGCAGCGAAGGCAGGCCCAACUCGGAGCACUCCGAGCAGCCCAAGGAUAAGCGUCUGCGGACUACCAUCCUACCGGAGCAGUUGGACUACCUCUACCAGAAGUACCAGAUAGAGUCGAACCCCUCGCGGAAGAUGCUGGAGACGAUCGCGCGCGAGGUGGGCCUGAAGAAGAGGGUCGUCCAGGUAUGGUUCCAGAACACCAGGGCGCGCGAGAGGAAGGGCCAGUUCCGAGCGCACAGCCAAGUGAUCAACAAAAGGUGCCCCUUCUGCCCGGCGCUCUUCAAGGUUAAGUCCGCCCUGGAGUCGCACCUGAGCAGCAAGCACGCCGACCAGGUGGCCCGUGGCGAGGUCAACAUCGACAACAUCCCCGACGAGGAGCUCUCGAUGGAGUCGGCGCCCUCAAACCCCAGCACGCCGAACAUGAUGCCGCCCCUCUUUCCGCCCUUCAACACCGAGAUGGAGGCCUCGCUGAAGAAGUACUACGAGGAGUCGAUGAAGCGCUACAUCAGCGAGCUCCAGGCGCACACCAGCAACGGGAAGCAGGAGGCCGCGGGCCAGGCGGCAGGUGCCAACGCGGGAGAGUCGCCCCUCGACCUCAGCAAACCGGUCGACCUUAGUCGUCCCGUGAAGCUGACCCUGGGCGGCAUCCUCGAAGAACAGCACGCCGGGCCUGGGACCGGACACCCGCGGGUCGGCAGCGACUGCGGCCCGCUGACGGACCUCUCGGAACGCAGCGUCUGCGACGACGACAGCAUGAGCGAGACCACCGAGUUCCUGGACGACGAGAGCGGGCCGGCCAGCCCCGCCUCCAGCACGCAGAGCUCCCGCCAGGGCCCGGCGGGCAGUGGGCCCGCGGGGCCCGUAGGACCCAGCGCGGCCGCGGCCGCAGCCGCAGCCGCAGCUGCCGCCGCAGCAGCAGCCGCGGCCGCCAGCACCGGCCAGACCGGCGGCAAGCGGUACCGAACCCAAAUGUCCGCGACCCAGGUCAAGGUGAUGAAGUCCCUGUUCUCCGACUACAAGACCCCGACGAUGGCCGAGUGCGAAAUGCUCGGCCGAGAGAUCGGCCUUCCGAAGCGCGUCGUGCAGGUCUGGUUCCAGAACGCGCGAGCCAAGGAAAAGAAGGCACGGCUGGCGGCCGGCCUGCCGGCGGAGGGAUCCGCCGUCCAGCCCCAUCGGGGCCCGACGGGCCCCGACGAAUGCCGGCUCUGCUCCGUGCGCUACUCCCCCAAGUCCCCCCUCCAGGAGCACGUCUUCUCGCGGCGACACAUCGAGUCCGUCCGUAUCGCCGUCGAGGAGGGCAGCCUGGUGCCCCCGACCCCGGGCGCGCCCAUCAUCCCCCCGGGGACCGCGGUGGCCGGGCCCCCGCCACAGCAGGCCCCCCAGCAGCAGGCCCCCCAGGCCGGCCAGCAGGACGAAAACAUGAUGUACGGAUCCUUGUUCCUCCAUCCCACGGCGAUGUUCCACUCCCAGCAGCAACAGCCCCAGCAGCAGCAGCACGCCCCAGCGGCAGGCCCCGCGGCCGCCACCACCACGGCCGUAGCGGCUGCGGGCCUGAGCGGGCCCAGGAGCGCGGGCGCGACGAUGUCGCUGCAGGUGGAGGGCGGCUCGCAGGUGCAGGUUCCGCGCGCCCUGAUGCAGGCGUUCCUGCAGCAGGACCCAAACCACCCUGGGCUGGAGACGGUGCGCCUCCCGGGGCCCGAUGAGGGCCUUACGCUCCCGGCCCACUGCCGCGAGCUGGAGUCCGAGCUGUGCCUGGUGUGCCGCAGGUGCGGCCGCGCCUAUCCGCAGGAGGCGAGCCUGCUGGGGCACCAGCGAAGCUGCUACCUGGGGAACCAGCAGCGCAGGGGAGCCCUGAGACUGGUGCAGGUGCGCUUCGCCUGCGCGCUCUGCGACGAACGAAGCUUCGCCUCGGUGGCCGAGUGGCGGCGCCACUGCGAGGGGGCGCAGCACAAGGCCCGACAGGAGGCCCACCGACCAGGGCCCGACCCGGGGCCCCACCAGGCCCAGGCCGUGCCCGAAGAGGCCAAUCCCCUGACCGACGAGAUGGAGGACGUCGUCAACCAGAUCACCCUGCUGGCAGCCAGGGCGGCGGCCGAAAGUACCACACAGGCAGUGGGCCUCGGUCAAUCGGUGGGCCUUACUCAGGCCCAGCACGGCCCGGGCCAGGAAAGCAACGGGCCCGAUUCCAGACGGCAGAAGCUGGUGCAGGAGGUCGCAGCCCUCGCGGGGGCGCGCUAAUCCCAGAAUCGGGACCCCAGUCGGGAUGAGGCCCCGGAGAGGGGCCCGCUGGGCCUUAAGAGGGGGGCCGAGCUCGGAGGGUGGCAGGUGGGGGCCCUCGAGGCUUCUGGGGCCCGGGCCCACUUUUAACCUCUAUCACACCCUACUCAUCCUACCGCUAUUGCCAUUGUCUGUUAUUUUUGUAACGAUGUACCGAGCGACGCGUUGAACGCACCCAAAAGUUCCUGAUAUAUCGAUGGUAAACCACGGAUUCCUAUGAUCGGACUAACGAAGAGAAAGAGGGA